Molecule: messenger RNA, 2985 nt
Organism: Neltuma alba
Lineage: Eukaryota; Viridiplantae; Streptophyta; Magnoliopsida; Fabales; Fabaceae
Product: probable LRR receptor-like serine/threonine-protein kinase At3g47570
Exons: 3
Coding region: 1-2985 (994 amino acids)
Biological process (GO): protein phosphorylation
Molecular function (GO): ATP binding; protein binding; protein kinase activity
Source: RefSeq, a predicted model, not a curated record
AUGGGCUUCUUUUCUCAUAUGUCGCUUCAUUUUGGAUUAUGUAUUUUUCCUUUAGCUAGCCACGUCCUUUUUCUCUGUAUAUCAUCAUCAACCGCUCUAGACAUUGCCACAGAUACAGAAGCUUUGAUCUCGUUUAAGUCUCAGUUGAGUAAUAUUGAUCCUCCUCACCCUUUAUCUUCUUGGAACCAGAGUUCAUCAUCCCCCUGCAACUGGUAUGGUGUAACCUGCAACAGGCUUCGUCAAAGAGUUAUAGACUUGAAUCUUUCGGGCUUAAGGCUCUCAGGUCAGUUGAGCCCAAGUAUAGGUAAUCUCUCUUUUCUUGAGUCCCUCCAGUUGCGGGGAAACCAAUUCACAGGAGUGAUUCCAGACCAAAUUGGCCAUCUCAUUCGGUUAAGAUCUCUAGACUUGAGCUCUAACAGAAUAGAGGGCAUGCUUCCUUCAAACAUCACUCGCUUGGCCAACCUCGUUACACUCAACUUAUCCUCCAACUAUAUAGUCAGUCAAAUUCCUCAGGAUAUUGACAGCUUAACAAAGCUUCAAGUCUUGAGAAUGGGAAGCAAUAGACUAUACGGUGUAGUUCCACCAACUCUAGGGAACAUUUCAUCUCUUACAAAUAUCAGUUGGCUCAAGAACUUAAUUGAGCUUGAUCUCACUAUUAACAAUCUCACUGGGGCUAUUCCUUCUUCUAUAUAUAACUUAUCUUCCCUUGUUAACUUGGCUGUAGCUGACAAUGAUUUCUGGGGUGUUAUUCCUCAGGAUAUUGGUCACAGACUUCCAAAACUUCUAGUGUUCAAUAUCUGCUUUAAUAGAUUCACAGGUAGAAUUCCUUGGUCUUUGCAUAAUCUCACCAACAUUCAAGUUAUUCGCAUGGCAUCCAACCUUUUGGAAGGAACGGUGCCACCAGGUCUUGGAAAUCUCCCCUUCCUUCGUAUGUACAAUAUAGGGUAUAACAGGAUAGUAAGCUCAAAAGAUGGAGGCCUGGAGUUCAUUGCUUCAUUGGCAAACUGCACCCUCUUGAGCUUUCUCGCAAUUGAUGGCAAUAGGUUGGAAGGUGUAAUUCCAGAGACUAUUGGAAAUUUCUCCAAGGUCCUCUCCAAAUUAUACAUGGGAGGGAAUCGUUUCCAUGGAAACAUACCCCCCUCAAUUGGGAAUCUUAGAGGCUUGAGUUUACUAAACUUGAGUUACAAUGCAAUCUCAGGAGAAAUUCCUUUCGAGUUAAGCCAACUGGAGAAACUACAGGAGCUUAGCCUAGCAGGGAAUCAGAUAUCUGGAAGCAUUCCAAACUCCCUUGGACGUCUCCAAAUGUUGAACAGGCUUUAUUUGUCUGGCAAUCAGCUUGGGGGUGAAAUACCUUCAAGUUUUGGGGAUUUUCAGAAUAUUGUCUUCAUGGACUUAUCUCACAACAAGCUCAAUGGAAGCAUACCUAGAGAAGUACUCAGUCUCUCAUCUCUUAGCACAAUUUUAAACAUGUCUAAGAACCUUCUAAGUGGCUCUUUGCCUCAAGAAGUAGGGAGUUUGAUCAAAGUCUCAACCUUAGACUUCUCAGACAAUCUUUUAGUUGGUGAAAUCCCCAGCUCAAUCAGCAAUUGUCUAAGCCUAGAAAAUCUAUUUUUGGCACGAAAUAUGUUUUCUGGUUUUAUUCCCAAAGCUCUUGGAAGCAUCAGAGGCUUGGAAAUUCUAGACCUUUCCUCCAAUCAAAUCUCUGGAUCUGUUCCAGUUGAACUUCAAAAUCUAAAUGCCCUUCGGUUAUUGAACCUUUCUUAUAACGACUUAGAAGGAGUCAUUCCCAGUGCUGGAGUUUUCAAGAAUAUCUCUUCUUUCCAUUUUGAAGGAAAUGAAAAACUCUGUUUGCUCUCAUCAUGUGUUACUCAAGGGCGUGGAAGAAAGAUGCUCAUAAUUUAUAUCACCAUACCUGUUGUGGUAACAUUCACACUAUGUUUCAUUUUGGGCUUGCUAUUAUAUGUGAGAAGCCGUAGAACAAAGGCAAUAACACCACUUGAAAUGGCAAAGCCAUAUCAUCCAAUGGUCUCUUAUGAUGAGCUUCGACGAGCAACUAGAAACUUCAGCCAAGAAAAUUUAUUGGGAAUUGGAAGCUUUGGUUCGGUCUAUAGAGGCUAUCUCAGUGAAGAGAAUGCUGUAGCAGUAAAAGUCCUAGAUACUUCGAGAUCAGGCUCCUUGAAGAGUUUCUAUGCAGAAUGUGAGGCUUUAAGGAAUGUAAGGCAUCGAAAUCUGGUUAAGCUAAUCACAUCAUGUUCUAGUAUAGACUUCAAGAACAAAGAAUUUCUGGCUUUGGUUUACGAGUUCAUGUCUAACGGCAACUUGGAAGAUUGGAUCAAGGGAAAGAUAAAGCAUGCAAAUGGGAAUGGGUUGAAUCUUCUGGAGAGACUGAACAUUGCUAUUGAUGUUGCUUGUGCAAUGGAAUAUCUGCAUGAUGACAGUGAAACUCCUAUUGUGCAUUGUGAUCUAAAGCCAAGCAAUAUUCUUUUGUGUGAAGAUAUGAUUGCUAAGGUGGGUGAUUUUGGAUUGGCUAGGCUUAUGAUUGAGAGACCAACUAAUCAGGUCUCGAUAAGCUCCACUCAUGUUCUAAGAGGUUCAAUCGGUUACAUACCUCCAGAGUAUGGAUGGGGAGAAAAACCAUCGGCAGCAGGAGAUACAUACAGUUUUGGAAUUAUAUUGUUGCAACUCUUUUCUGGGAGAAGUCCAACAGAUGAUCACUUCGCAGGUGGCCUGAGCUUAACAAGAUGGGUGCAAUCAGCAUUCCCUGACAAGACUCUGCAAGUCAUAGAUCCUCAGCUUUUGUCCCACAUUUUUCACAAUGGCCUUGCUGAUAGAGGUCCAAGUCUACAACUUGAUUGUGUGAAUGGAAUUCUGGGAGUUGGGUUAUCCUGCACUGCAGAUUCUCCAGAUGAACGUCUUAAGAUGAAAGAUGCUGCUACAAAAUUAAAAAUUGUUAGAGACAAUCUUUCCAAACUCAAUCAAAACUAG